UAAAAAUGUGCAAUUUCUUUAAAAAAAAAAAAUAAGAAAAAGAAAAAAAAUGGAAUUUUCACACAUACAUUUUCCCUUAACCAUUCCCGAUCAAGAAUUUUAGAAGCCCCGGCGAUUCAGAGAUGGAGUACGACUCACCCGACCCCCCAACUCAGGCCGUCGAUGCCCAAAUUCUGACUACCGAUCUCGAAACCCUUACUCUCUCUACUGAUCCACUAACUGACCAGUUCGGAUCGCUCAACGAUCUCAGCCACGAGCUCGCUUCUCUCCAAGACCUCGCUCUCCGCGGCUCAUGGCGGUCUGUACUAGACAAGGUCGGUCGUGCCCGAACCCUCUCCCUCCUACAGAAGCCCCAUGAUCACCUCACCUAUCUCUCCUUCAACGUACUCGCCCUUAUGAAACUACGUCGUUUCUCUGAAGCCUCUACCGAGCUUGAUACCGUCGAAGAUCUCGAUGGAUCCCAUAACCGCUACGAAUCUUACCCGAAUGUUUACCCAAACCGGUCUGGAUCCAUGGUCCCAUUCUCCCUCCGUUGGCUCCACGCCAUUGUUCCCGCCAAAUUGGGCCGCCGUCAAGAUGGGUUGGACCGCCUCUACGUUCUACUCGACUUUGUACGGACGAAGGUAAGCGAGAAGGAGAAUGCGGAGGGUUUGAGUGUCUCUGCGACUGUGUGGAAGAAGAGGGAGUUUUUUGUGACGAACUCCAUCGUGGGGCUCCAUCUUAGCAACAAAGAAUUCUCCGUGUGUUUGAGAUUGAUCAAAGAUUUGCUUAAACGAGAUGGUUCGGACCCAAUUUUGUUUUCGAAGCUAGGUUACAUUCAGAUGCAAAUUGGGGAUUUGGAGGGUGCUAAGAAUUCGUUUAAUCAGGUGGAGGGUUUGAUGAAGGAAAUCGAGAAAAGUAAUGGGUCGUUGAGCGAAAUCCAGUUUAAGAACCUUGUGAAUAGGAACAAAGCAUUGGUUUAUUUGGUUGGGAAAGAUUAUGUCUCAGCUGUAAGAGAGUACGAUGAGUGCAUUGAGAGGGAUCAUACCGACGUAGUGGCUGUCAAUAACAAAGCUCUUUGCUUAAUGUACUUAAGGGAUUUGUCUGACUCCAUUAAAGUUUUGGAGAAUGCGCUUGAAAGGGUACCUACGGUGGCUUUGAAUGAGACUCUUGUUGUGAAUUUGUGUAGUAUGUAUGAGUUGGCUUAUGUUAAUCACUCCGAUAUUAAGAGGACGCUUAGUAACUGGAUUGCCAGAGUUGCACCUGAUGAUUUUGAUUCCUCAUGUACUCGUAUUUAAAGAAAUGGAUUUCCUGUGAUGAAUAAUGCUUGGGAAGCUCACGAGGGAGGUUGUUCAUAGUUGCUCUGUGAAGAUGCUGUGGAUGGAUCUCUGUUCCAAUACCAGGGGAUUUAAAUAUUUCAUAUAUCAUUGUAACAAUUAAUCUACAUGAUGAGAUUGAUAUGAUUCGGGUUGUUGAGUAAUCUUGUUGGGAUUGGCUUCGAUCAAGUUCAUGUAUUUUGAUGAACUAGUCUUGGUAUCCAACAUGGUUCAUUCAUCAUAUUCUUUAACGUGUUGCUACAGUCAUUUCAACUCAUAGAAUAGUUUAUUGUCUUCUCUGUGUUGUUUCCUAGUGAACUUUGUUUAGAUUUUAUGAAAGAAUUCCUCCUUGUCAUCAUUGUUUACCUUAGUCAGGUGACUGUUUACCAUGGGUUAAUUCAUUUCAAUACUUGAUUUAUGUAAUCUGCUAACUAUAAUGCUGACAUUUGAUUAGCUUUCAUAUUUUUCACCAAAA
Messenger RNA from Cannabis sativa, 1770 nucleotides. RefSeq lists its product as uncharacterized. Bases 123 to 1277 code for a protein of 384 amino acids. Gene Ontology annotation, molecular function: protein binding. The transcript is spliced from 2 exons. NCBI's taxonomy places the organism in Eukaryota, Viridiplantae, Streptophyta, Magnoliopsida, Rosales, Cannabaceae. The record is from RefSeq and is a predicted model, not a curated record.